Molecule: messenger RNA, 731 nt
Organism: Paramecium primaurelia
Lineage: Eukaryota; Ciliophora; Oligohymenophorea; Peniculida; Parameciidae
Source: the annotation of a GenBank genome assembly
AUGAUUGAUUAAGAUAAAAAAGAAUUAGAAAAAGUAAAAAAAUCCAUCAAAGAUCAUAGUAAAUUGCUAGAUAAACUAAAUGAUAUUUACGAAUUACUCUAAGAAAUAUAAAUUAGUAUAAUGAAAUAUUUAUCUAUUAGACUUACAAAUUGGAACUGUAGAAAAAUUAUAUAAAACUUUAGAAAUAAUUGAGUCAAAAGCAGUUAUAGGUUUAUUUAAACAAUAAUCUGAAGAGAUAAAGCUUUAUUUAACUCAUGUAGAAUUGCUAUUCAAGACAAAAAAUUUUCAAUAAGAUUAAGUAAUUCUUGAUUUUUAUCUAAGUUUGAAAUUAUAAAUCUGAUUUGAAUGAUAAAGAAUGUGUUGUUAGACAUGAAAUUUAGCAUACAAAUAAAAAUGCAAGAUGAUAAUAUGGCUACUUUUGAAACAAUGAAAUUUUUUGAAAAUGCUAAAACUACUCAUUAAAUAGCAUUGGAAUAUUUUAAGAAUGAAUCUAUUUAAUUCUUAGGUAAUAGAAUAUUGUAUAAAAAAUCAUAGGCAAUUUAAUGAAAACAUGGGAAUAAUCAUUUGAGAAUUAAAAUGGAAUAUACAAAGAUAAUUUAGAAUUUUGUUAGACCAUUGAAAAAUUAUCAGAUUAGACUAAUAAAAUUGAAGAUUCUCUUAAUUCAACCCCACAAUUUAAAAAAUACUCUCUAAAAAAGACAGAAGUCUAAUUCUUAAAGCAUCCGAAUUGA